Molecule: messenger RNA, 1596 nt
Organism: Condylostylus longicornis
Lineage: Eukaryota; Metazoa; Arthropoda; Insecta; Diptera; Dolichopodidae
Gene: Nadk2
Product: NAD kinase 2, mitochondrial
Exons: 8
Coding region: 128-1408 (426 amino acids)
Biological process (GO): NAD+ metabolic process
Cellular component (GO): mitochondrion
Molecular function (GO): NAD+ kinase activity
Source: RefSeq, a predicted model, not a curated record
UUUAGCACUAUCUUGUGAUAAGGAAUAAUUUGCGAUUUUAUUUAAACUUGUUAUAAUAUAAAAAGGAGAAAAUUUAAUAUAAAAUAAAAUAAUUUAAGUAAUGUUUUAAGGAAGGUAAUUAAUUCAAAUGUUUAAACCGAAUUUGCUAUCACGAACGUUUAAAGUUUGUGAAGUUUUCCGAAGAAAUUUUACGGAUUUACCACCAAAAAAUUUUAAAAUAGAACGUGCCUUAUUGGUGACAAAGUUAUCUAGAUAUGAGUUUGAGCGUUUGCGCAACCCAAAACUCUCUGAAACUGAAUUAGAAAAAACUUUAAGAAGCCGAGGAACUGACUAUGACACUUUAAUAUUUCUACAUAAUCUACAUAAGAAUUUUGAGCAUAGAGUUGCAAAAAACUUUAAAAAUGCGGGCGUUGAAGUGAAGCUAAUAAAUAGAGUCGAAUUUAGGACUAGUUUAGAAAAAGAAACACUGAAAUGGGCUGACGUUCUUAUCCCAAUUGGUGGCGAUGGAACAUUUUUACUAUCGGCAAACCGUGCAAGUCCUUUAUUUGCAAAAGGAAAACAUAAAACACCAAUUGUUGGUUUCAACUCUGAUCCAGAAAGAUCGGAAGGAAGACUCAUGCUUCGUAAACAAUAUUCUGAAAAUGUGGAGGAAGCUGUUAAGAGAAUAAUAAAGGGUGAUUUUAAAUGGAUGCAACGUUCAAGGAUUCGCGCAACUCUUUUGGGAAAUAAUGGAGAAAUUCCUGAAUCAGUAGAUUUGCACGGUCAUGCUGUUUCUCGUAUGGAACAAGAAGAAACCCGUCCAGAGUACUUAAGCCCUGAAUUCGCUCUCAAAUAUCGAGCAAAAAUGAAAAGAAUUCUACCUUAUUUAGCUUUGAAUGAAGUUUUCAUUGGUGAGACAAUGUCUGCUCGUGUGUCUCAUUUACAAGUUGUUUUAAAUCACUCCGAUGUAGUAAAUAAAACAAAAUGUUCUGGACUAUGUGUCAGCACCGGAACAGGCUCCACAUCAUGGCAUACAAGGUUAGAAACCAACAAUAUCUACUCCGCGUAUAACAACAUUAAUCGUAUUACAAAUCAGCAUAUUGAAGAUUUAAAGCAAGUUUUACCACAACUCAAAGAAAUGAAUGUUAAUGUUGGAGAAGUAGUAGAAAAAUACAAUCAAAAUUUAAUAUUUCCAGCUGAUGAUCCAAGACUUUGUUAUUCAGUUAGAGAACAAAUUUGUGUUGGAGUAUGGCCUAGUCCAAAAGAAUUUCCAUCAAAAAAUUUUGUUGAUAAUAUUGUUGUUAAAUCGCGAUGCAUUGAUGCAUGCCUAGUGAUUGAUGGAAGCAUUGCAUACCCUUUUAAUGAUGGAGCAAAAGUUUUACUGGAAAAUCAUCCUGAAGAUGCCUUGCUUACAAUUUCAUUAGACUAAAUUUACAAUAUUAAAAAAUAUCUUAUAUAAAUGGUGUUUAUAUCAUAACUAAUUAUUAUUGUGCAUUUACUUCCUUAUUAUAUUAGAAGUUAUAAUUUAAGAUUUUAUUUUUAAUUUAUUUUGAAAAGCAGAGCUUAAGUGAUAAAAUUUUAACGAAUAAGAAAAUAAAGUAACAAUUUUAUUUUGUA